AUGUCUUCAGUGGCUCGUCGCCUGGUCGCCAAGACCUCGUUACCGCCGUGCGCGCUUCGUAUCCACCCGUCAGACCCAACCGUUGUCUAUAUCGGCACAUACAAGCUUGUGAAAGACAGCGAACGGUACGGAACAAUCGAAAUAUGGAAAUGCACAGCAACGCUACAGAAAGUGAACGAGGUCGCAGCAGGAUCGGCGAUCCUGGACCUUAAGUUCGACCCUUUCGACGAAUCGCGGCUGAUUAGCGUCCACUCAACGGGCAACCUAAAAAUAUGGAAAUUGGCAGACGAUUACCUGCAUUUGACAGAAACGUUAAAUUAUCAGGCAUAUGAAGAAGUUACGCUCAUAACUGCCGCCAAUUUUCAUCCUGCAAGGCCAAAUGUGCUCACAUUGAGCACCACAAGCGGGGUCUGCUCUGUCCUCAAACUGGGCGACAAAAUAAGCCAAAGAGACUUUGACACGACCCAUGACCUAGAAUGCUGGUUUUCCACUUUUGGCUGUUUCGACGGCUUGCAAGACAUUGUCUUUUCAGGAGGAGACGAUCGAAAUCUGAUCGCGCAUGACAAUAGAAUGGCAGAUUUCCCCGUCUGGAAGACAGACCGCCUACACGACGCAGGAAUAGUCUCAGUGCUGCCUGCCACACCGUCGUGGAACAGAACACAUCCUUACACCAUAUGGUCCGGGAGCUACGACGACCAUCUAAAUUCGCUCGACUUGCGCGUCAGUCCACCCAGUGACCUGAUUCCUGGCAUUUCGCCUAGAGUUCUGCAACGAAAACACCUUGGCGGAGGGGUGUGGAGGCUGAUUCCCGGGCCGAACAAUGACGGCCGAGUUCUGUGCUGCGCCAUGUAUGCCGGUUGCAGGAUGCUCAAGUCCGCUGACGAGACCAUCAUUGUCGAGCAGGAGUUCAAGGACGAUCACGAUUCCAUGGUUUAUGGAGGUGACUGGACCGCAGGCAACAUGGUGACGUGCAGCUUUUACGACCAAGUCAUUCAGGUUUGGGAACAGCAAUGA
This is a messenger RNA of Ogataea haglerorum, 1014 nucleotides long. RefSeq lists its product as uncharacterized. Bases 1 to 1014 code for a protein of 337 amino acids. The record is from RefSeq and is a predicted model, not a curated record. The transcript has a single exon. NCBI's taxonomy places the organism in Eukaryota, Fungi, Ascomycota, Pichiomycetes, Pichiales, Pichiaceae. Gene Ontology annotation, molecular function: protein binding.